Molecule: messenger RNA, 1726 nt
Organism: Diorhabda sublineata
Lineage: Eukaryota; Metazoa; Arthropoda; Insecta; Coleoptera; Chrysomelidae
Product: dnaJ homolog subfamily C member 21
Exons: 4
Coding region: 24-539 (171 amino acids)
Source: RefSeq, a predicted model, not a curated record
UCUAUAUUCUUCGUAUUGUCGACAUGUUUUGGAUUUUGCAAAGGACUCGAUUUUCGAACGCUGCUGCGUUGCUCAAUAACUUCAAUUCUAAUAGUGUCGACAAUCGACCUUUUCGUAAAAACUACCACAAACUAAACAGUGACGAAAAAUCUUCGACAUAUGAAGAAGAAGAAAUCGUCAAUCAUGGAUCGUCGUUUAAAAAUAACAACAUCGUGGAAAAUUCUACCAGUACCGAUACCGAUUUCACUGAUAACGAAAUAGAUAAUAAAGAUAACGAUUUUACAGAUGAUUCAGAUUUCGAAGAAGCUCUUACUUGCAAUGUAUGUGACAGAAUGUUCGCCUGUCCAAAACAAUUAUCGUCACACAAACAGAAGAAAAGACACUUUGGGUGUUCAGCUUGCGAUAAUAUUUUUCCGUCGCUGAUGUCUUUAGAACACCACAAAGAUGAAUUUGAACAUUGGUCGGAUGAAGAAGACUAUUUAACUGAUAGCGAAGAAGAAGACGAAUCAGUUAGUGAGGAAUGCGAAAGGCUUAUUUAAAUUAAAUAUACAAAGGGCCAGCUAUCAAAGUACAUAACAUCUAAUUAUUUCAAUAUAAAAUCUACAUAUCUUCUAUUAUUUUCAUAAAAUAGUUGAAAAGUCAUUGCUUUCUUCGUUAUUUAGCUAAAUAGAAACUUAUAAUAAUGGGACCUAGUAAUUUGAAUCAAAUCAUAAUCGUAUUUUAUAGCGUGUUGAAGUUUGGAACCAAAAACUAAAUAUGCUGUAAAUAAUACAUGUUUUAUGAAAUAAAAAAAUAUUUUUUCAAUAUUUUGGAUUAACGCCUAUUUUAAAUAUUAAUAAUUAUAUAUUUAAGCUAAAAUAGUUAAUAAUCUAAAAGUAUAAGAGGUUAGAAUUAGAAAUGGCGAUUCUUUCCAAAAACGAUCGAUUUUUAUAUCGAUUCGAAUCGUAACCAGACGAGUAAAUCCAUAUAAAAAUCGUGGUCUAAAAGAUCGAUUUCUAAAACAUCGAUUAUGUAUUUGUAAUGUAAAUAUAAAUUUUAAACAAUCUUUGGUAUAAUAUAUAUAAUAUAAUAAUCAGGUAUAAAAGAAGACAUGUAUUAAAUAGAUAAUUUAGCUUAACCUAACCAAAAUGUUUGAAAAUAACAGUCUGUCAAGUCUACUGGGAUCUAAGCGGCUCCGGUCAUAACUCCGAUAUUGCCAGCAAUUGAAAAAUAAGCAACAAAUGAUCCCAGGUGCACAACUGCCUGUGAUAAAUAAUUCUUAAGGCAUAUAUAUAAACAAAUUAAUAAAUUACAAGACAAUACAAUGACGCAAUAUCAAUCUACAAAGUCUUUGUUGUUAUUAUUUUUACGGCCUUGGUGUUGCAUCAUAAUCAACGUUUACAAACUUUAAUUGAAGAGAAGCGCUGAAGAUUAAGCACACAGCCAUCUCGCGAGUUUUUGAGUAACUAUCUUUCAACCGGCAACGCCGUAAUAUUACGAGUACAUUAAACUAAUUGUAAAUAUUUUUUUACCAAAACAGAAAAAAUCGAAUGUCGAUUUUCAAGGGUGAAAUAUCGAUUCAGUACAACAUAUCGAUUUAUUUGUUUGGAGGAAUAAAUUCUUCGAUUAAUCGAUUCCAGAUCGCCAUCUCUAGUUAGAAUUCCUCUCAAUUGAAAAUAAAUUUAAAUCCUUUCAGUAGAAUUGUAAUCAUAAGCUGAAUAAAUAAUUUUUAACUGAAAUAAAUAUA